Molecule: messenger RNA, 854 nt
Organism: Anopheles darlingi
Lineage: Eukaryota; Metazoa; Arthropoda; Insecta; Diptera; Culicidae
Exons: 5
Coding region: 1-675 (224 amino acids)
Biological process (GO): sensory perception of taste
Cellular component (GO): membrane
Source: RefSeq, a predicted model, not a curated record
AUGGAGAAAUUAAUAGUGAUCCUGGUCUUUUUGGCUUUUGGACGAUUUACACAUCUUCGGAAGUUUUUCGACAUUCAGUUUUUACCAUGGCAACCAUCUUCAUCGCUACUGCUCGAGCUGAACAAAGUCAACCUGUAUCAACGCCGUACACAUUCCGCACUGUUCCAUUCGGUGUUGCAAAUGUUUGACGAUCUUCAUCGAGCGAUGAAGCUCAUCAACAAAGUUUACCUCAUACAAUUACUACUGAUAUCGUCAGCACUACUACCGUCCCCGACCUUCGCCCUCUUUGCCAUGUAUCGCUCGUUCGUGACGGAAGACUAUGCGCUCCGGCACAUGAUUGCUACGAUCGCCGUUUCGAGCCUUCUGUAUCUGCUUUCGUUCUUUGUUUUGAUUUUAAUUUCCACCGGCAUCAGCUAUGAGGUCGAUCGAUUGGUCAAGCAGCUUCACAUGUUCACCAACAUGUACCACGUCGAGUUCCGCGGAUUUGUAGAAGAGAGUGCCGUCUGCAUUAAAACACAUUUCCUAUCGCUGCAUAUGGGACCGAUCGAGCUGAACUGGAGGCUGGCCUUCUCGAUGCUAGGAUGGAUGGUUUCCUACAUGGUUAUUCUGAUACAGUUCGAUGCGAGUGGUGCCGGUGUAGCCAAGUUUCGAAGCCAGAGCAACUCAACGGAUUGAACAAGAGCUGAAGUAAACAAUAAAACAAAAUGUUAAAACGGAUGGUAACGUAAGUUUAUUCAAAAGCGCUAAAGAGUUCCCGGCUUCUUGUACUCCUCCCGGAUGUAACCCAUUGCGACGUUCUGCUGCAGGCACGGACUGGGACAGCCACUUGUUAUUUCACCGACUUUUUGCUGCUC